AUGACUUACCGACGCUUAUUCUCUCUCUUCUUCUCUCUCGCCAUCUCUGUGUUCUGGCUUUCCCAAUCCACUUCCGCAGCCCUCCUCGCAAUAGACUAUGGUACAGAAUUCAUCAAGGCUUCCGUAAUAAAACCCGGCGUACCCUUCGAUGUUCUCCUCAAUAGGGACUCGAAGCGAAAGAUACAGUCUAGUAUUGCGUGGAAGGGGGAGGAUAGGUUGUUUGGUGGUGAUGCGUUUAAUAUCGCAGCUAGAUUUCCGGGAGACUCCUUCACGUACCUCAAACUCUUACAAGGCGUUCCUUACGAAUCCGACGCAGUCGACGUAUUCCGCUCAAUAAACCCCUCCGCACAACUAGUCCGAACGAAACGCGACACAGUAGGCCUCCUCCAAUCGACGAAAAACAACAAUACGGAAUGGAGCGUCGAAGAGCUCAUAGCGAUGCAAUUCUCUUACAUCAAAGAACUAGCUGAAACCGUCGGCACUACCCCAGAUGCAACUCGAGAAAGAGAAACAGUUCGCGACGCAGUCGUAGUCGUCCCACCCUACUUCACGCAAUUCGAGCGCGACGCCAUCGCAGACGCUUUGGAAAUCGCUGGGUUAAGAUUGGCAGCGCUUGUGAAUGAUGGGACUGCUGUUUCGUUAAACUUUGCUAUGACGAGGAACUUUUUGGAGGGAAGGGAGUGGCAUGUUGUGUAUGAUGCUGGGGCGGGUGGUGUACGUGCUACUGUCGUCUCUUUUGAGACCGUACAACCAAACGGGAAGAAGGCGAAGGAUGCGAAUGGUGCACAAACGCAGAUUACUGUCGCUGGAGUAGGGUUUGACCGAACUGCCGGAGGGCUGGAGCUUUCUCGUCGAUUACGUGACAUGCUUGCCUUGGACUUUGAAGUGAAGCAUGGACGACCUGUUACAGGUGAUGCCCGCGGGAUGGCGAAGUUAUGGAAAGAAGCUGAACGGGUUAAGACUAUCUUAAGUGCCAACACAGAAGCGACUGCUUCUAUCGAGAGUCUCGCUUUUGAUAUCGACUACCGAACCAAGAUUACUCGUUCCUCGUUGGAAGCAGCUUGUUCAGACCUCUCCCCAAAAUUUGCGCAACCUGUUCUAGACGCAAUUGCCAACGCCGGUCUCCAACUAGAUGACAUCAAGUCUGUUAUAUUAACCGGAGGACACUCGAGAACGCCUAUGGUCCAAGCAUCCCUUAAAACUGCUGUAGGCGAGGGUAGGAUCGCGACGAGUGUGAACGCAGAUGAAGCUGCUGUACUUGGUGCAGCGCUUUAUGGUGCUUCGAUUAGUCCGUCGUUCCGGACGAAGGAUAUUAAAGUUGCCGAUGUUGUGCCUUAUGAUAUUCAGAUUUCUUAUCUCUCACAGUCGAAGGUCGUUCUUAAUUCGAAUUCGAAUUCGGAUGAGGAAGGAAGAGGAGGGGGAGAAGGAGGACAGAUACCGUUGACGACGCCUAGGACGCUUAAUACUUUGGUUUUUCCGGCUGGGUCGAAGGUCGGGAGUAAGAAGACGAUGACGUUUAAGAGGAAGGAUGAUUUUAAUGUUACGAUGUCGUACAAGGGUUCUCUUGGGUAUGGCAUACCAACAGACCUCCUAGAAGCCGAAAUAACCGGCGUCAAGGAAGCGUUGGCAGAACUUAGUGAAGCAGGUGCGACUGAGCCUGUCGUAAAGGCGACUUUGGUGUUGAGUGAGUCGGGUUUCGCGGGAAUACGGGAUGCGGUUGCUGUUGGGGAGGUUAAGAAGGAUGAAUCUUUUGCAGGCAAGUUGAAGGGCUUGUUUGGUGGGUCGAACAAGGAGGUUGGUGAGGAAGAGGUUAACGAUUCUUCUUCGUCCUCCUCUUCCUCCUCUUCAUCGACGAGCUCGGAAACGUCAAGUACGAGUACCGCUUCUGGAGAAUCUGACAGUGCCUCGUCCUCUUCCCAAACGACGUCAAGUUCUUCCACAACAUCGGCUUCUCCGAGUCCGGAGAAGAAGAAAGAAGUACGGGAUACGAUACCUCUUACGUUGACUGUAAGACCGUUAUCUAUCCCUGCUUUGACUCCGGGUGAGAUUCGUCGUUCUCGUGAUCGCCUCCUAGCAGUCGACGCAGCAGAAUCCGCCAAACGCCGUCUCGAAGAAGCACGUAACAGUCUCGAAUCCUACCUCUACCGUCUUCGCGACCUCCUAGUCGAAUCCGAACACGCAUACGACGAGGAGAGUGAAAGUCCAUUUAGGAAAUGCUCAACGGAGGAAGAGAGGAAGGUGAUUGAGGGGAAUGUGGAUGAGACGUUGAGGUGGGUGGGUAGUGAGGAUGCGGAGGGGGCGAGGUUGGGGGAGUGGGUUGAGAGGAGGGAUAGACUUGAACGCCUUGAACGACCCAUCCAAUUCCGAUACACAGAAAUCCUCGCCUUCCCCUCAACACUCAACGAAUCCCAACGCAUAAACUGGAUGACCCGGCUCUUCCUCACCGAAGCUCGAAAAAACCUCACAGCGGAACUCAUCCCGGGUAACCUCCCCGCCCUCCACACUUCCGAUGAACUCCUAACUUUAGAAAAAGCUCUGAGAGAACAUGAAAGUUGGUUACACGAAGGAGUAGAAGAACAGAAGAGGAGAGGGAUGAAUGAGGAUAGAGCGAUUUUGACGAGUGAGAUGAAGGUGAGAGCGAAGAUGCUUGAGAAGGAGUUGAUGAAGUUGAUGAGGAGGAAGACACCGCCGAAGAAAAAGACCUCUACCUCCGCUUCUUCAUCUUCUUCAUCUACUUCUGCUUCUUCGAGUGUAUCGGAGAGUGCAUCUGGGACGGGGACUGGGAAUAGCGAGAGUGUACCUCCAGUAGAACCGACUAGUAGUACCACCACCAGUGCGUCUGAGAACUCUCCGACGAGUAAGGCUCCGGACGUUCAUGACGAACUGUAGAUUGUUCAGUUUUUCGUUAGUAUUAUUAGAUUUCAUACACAUACAUAUAAAUUAU
Messenger RNA from Fomitiporia mediterranea MF3/22, 2944 nucleotides. Its product is annotated as actin-like ATPase domain-containing protein. The coding region runs from base 1 to 2889 and encodes 962 amino acids. The record is from RefSeq and is a predicted model, not a curated record. Gene Ontology annotation, molecular function: ATP-dependent protein folding chaperone; ATP binding. The transcript has 6 exons. Gene Ontology annotation, biological process: endoplasmic reticulum unfolded protein response; cellular response to hypoxia; negative regulation of hypoxia-induced intrinsic apoptotic signaling pathway. Lineage: Eukaryota; Fungi; Basidiomycota; Agaricomycetes; Hymenochaetales; Hymenochaetaceae. Gene Ontology annotation, cellular component: endoplasmic reticulum chaperone complex.